UCGGGAUCGAAAAUUGAUUUUUUAUUUUUUUUUUAUUUUUUUGCUGUACGAUGAAUAAAUUGAUCGUUCGUGUAUAAAUGCAAAAACCGCUCCCCGGUUGUUGAUGCUGGCAGAGAUGCAGAGCUCCAUGUGACCUCAACAGGUAGGCGCAUCGUGACGUAGCCCGCCACCAGUCACCCUUUCCUCCCCCCUCACCCGCCGUCACGCCUGCCUCCCAGCUGCGUCUGCCGCUGUCUUCCCGUCUCGCCGCCCCGGUGUCUGCUCCGCGCUCUGCCCCGCUCCGCUCCCGCCCCGGACCCGAAGCCCGUGCCUCCUCGCUCACCAACCCCGGCUCCCGGACCACCCUCCCCCCCUUCUGCACCCAGUGAAUGCACCGGGACCAUGACGGGCAUCGCCGCCGCCUCUUUCUUCUCGAAUUCCUGCAGGUUCGGGGGCUGCGGUCUCCAGUUCGAGUCUCUCGCCGAGCUCAUCGUUCACAUCGAGGACAAUCACAUCGACACAGAUCCGCGGGUCCUGGAGAAGCAGGAGCAGCAGCAGCCAACUUACCUGGCCCUGAGCUACAUUAACAGGUUCAUGACAGACGCUGCGCGCCGGGAGCAGGAGACCAUGAAGAAGAAGGCCACGCCAAAGCUGUCCCUGUCCAUCACGGGAGGAAUGUCCAGGAACAGCACGGCCACGCCUCCCCGCCACACCAGCGGUAACCUGACGCCUCCCGUCACGCCCCCCAUCACCCCUUCCUCCUCAUUCCGCAGCAGCACACCUACAGGCAGCGAGUAUGACGAGGAGGAAGUAGACUACGAGGAGUCAGACAGCGAUGAGUCGUGGACCACAGAAAGCGCCAUCAGCUCCGAGUCCAUCCUGAGCUCCAUGUGCAUGAACGGGGGCGAGGAGAAGCCGUUCGCCUGCCCCGUCCCCGGCUGCAAGAAGAGAUACAAGAACGUGAACGGCAUCAAAUACCACGCCAAGAACGGCCACCGCACCCAGAUCCGCGUGAGGAAACCCUUCAAGUGUCGCUGUGGCAAAAGCUACAAGACGUCCCAGGGCCUGAGGCACCACACCAUCAACUUCCACCCGCCCGUCUCCACCGAGAUGCUGCGCAAAAUUCAAGGCUAGGCCCUGCGAUCUCCAACUACCCCAAACGUAGCCCUGUCCCGACUGUCCCCACCCCCAACACACUAAAGGAUCAAGUGCAUGCUUUAAGUUGUUCUCAGUUUUUUUUAAUUUCCUCACCAUUUUUGUUACAUAUUUUUUUUAUCACUCGUAUUAUUUGGAAAGAAAAGUAUCUUUGUAGUAUUUUUUAUUAAGGUACAUAUUUGCACAUUCGUAUAUGCUAUCAUUUUACUCUGUUUCCUAUUAUUUGACUUACAUAAGGUGCUAACUGUAAAAAAAAAACAGAAAGAAAAGACAAAAAAACAAAAGGAAGAAGCGUGACAGACAGCUCAGCGGUUCUGACUCGGCCCAUCCUGGGUCUGAGCCUUCACCUCUGGGAGUUUAGGAGAAAAAGUUAAGUUAUACUUUAACAGAUAUAUUGAUAUAUGUAAACUAUAGAAAGAUAUGUAUGUAUAUAAAAAUAUAAAACCUAUUCACAGGCAUAUUCAUGAAAAGUUCCUUUAUUUUCAAGCUUUAUUUGAUAUAUUUUGUCAGUGUUUUUGGACAUUUGUUCCUUUCAAUCGUUAUUUGCUGACUGGCGGCCUUGUCUGUUGCUGGAUUUGAGUUUUUAAAGUUUUCGUUUCACUGUUGAUCAGGAAGGCGGUGUUCACCCCCCUCCGCCCCCGUAGACCCGCCCUUACCUCCAGUGUUUCCUCUUUCAGAGUGCCGGGGGGGCUGCUUACACACUCGGAAGCGGCUUCUCUGCAAAUCCAGUUGCCAAAAUUAUUAUUUUUUUUUUCAUGGUUGUUGCCAACAGCUCUCCACUGCCAAACAUUGACCAUACCAUGUGCCUGAUGGGAGGGGAGGGGGGGAUUUUACCAUGGAGGAGGCGGCAGUUGCCCCUCCAGAAGAGCGAGUGAAUGUUUUCAUGCAUGCUUUCUGAAGUUUUUUGUAUUUGAAGAAGUUCUGUCCAGCAGUAACGGAGUCAUCAUCAGCCGAGGGAGUGCGUCGCUGUUUCUGUGUUUGAAUGUUUCUGCACCAGGCUGCUGGUUCCACUCCUAUGGUGCAGGAUUGUUGUGCGUCGCUGCCUGCAGACGAAAAGUUUGUCAUAUAUUUCUGAAGCAGUUUUUGUUUUAUUUUAUGCUCAAACAGACCCAUGACCCGAUCGUAUAGAGAUUAUAUAUUUGGCGUCACGCGGCGGUGUUUUCGGCACUUUCAGGACGCCGAAACAAGCAAAAAACGUUCCCAAGUUUCACCUGCAGUAUUAACACAAACAGGAAGAAGAGAAGAUCUUCACAUGAAGAGAUGAGGGACUUCAAUAUACCAUGUACAGUGAAUGUAUUGUUCUGUGUGUCUGUUGUCAAGUGCUUUUAAAUUAUAUUUUCAUAUGUGACGUGGAGACCAAUGUUUUCUUUUUGUAUGGGGGUUCAACAGGUUCUGACCAGUGAUUUGUAAAUGAUGUCAAACUGUUUUUCUUUAUAAAAAAGGUGAGCUGCUUUCAUGUAAACAGGAAAUGUCUGAAAAAACUUGCAAAAAUAAAGUGAUAAGCUGUGUAGCUCAAAAAAGGAGAA
Oryzias melastigma (Indian medaka) is the source of this 2660-nucleotide messenger RNA. It is a transcript of the gene jazf1a, whose product is annotated as JAZF zinc finger 1a. The transcript has 5 exons. The record is from RefSeq and is a predicted model, not a curated record. NCBI's taxonomy places the organism in Eukaryota, Metazoa, Chordata, Actinopteri, Beloniformes, Adrianichthyidae. Gene Ontology annotation, cellular component: nucleus. The coding region runs from base 382 to 1113 and encodes 243 amino acids.